AUGGGCCCGCCACAUCGCACCUCACGAGGGAAUGCUCAACAGAAUCAAUUGAGGGACACGCUUCUCGAACAGGUAUUUUCUAAGGGUAUAAUUGGUUCUGAUGUUAUCCGAAGGAAUCAAACGGAAAUUGGAUGGGAAUCGGACUUUCAAAUUGACGACCAAUUCUGCGUGACAGCCUUAAGGAUGAGGAUUGAUCGUGCAACUCAUAUGAUUCCAGAUGGUGUAUUUCAAUGGAGCAAGUGGAUUCCAAACAAAGUAAAUUGUUUUAUAUGGAGAGCAAGAAUGGACCGCAUUCCAACUGCGGUUGCUCUUGAUCAAAGAGGGGUACAUGUUCAUUCUACACAAUGCAGUGCUUGCGUCUCAGGAAUGGAAUCAGCAGACCAUUUGCUCCUUAAAUGCCCAUUUGCUGCUGAUCUAUGGAACCGGAUCUGGGAAUGGUGUGGUAUCACACCAAUGAUAUUUCCUAGUAUAAAGGAGAUGCUAACUUAUAUUGCAAUGACUUGGAAAUGCCCAAACCGCAGAUCAACAUUACUCUCAGUCAUAGAGGGCACUAUGGGGUAUAUGGCGAGCGAGGAACGAUAG
Molecule: messenger RNA, 582 nt
Organism: Lactuca sativa (garden lettuce)
Lineage: Eukaryota; Viridiplantae; Streptophyta; Magnoliopsida; Asterales; Asteraceae
Source: RefSeq, a predicted model, not a curated record